This is a messenger RNA of Fusarium proliferatum ET1, 2403 nucleotides long. RefSeq lists its product as uncharacterized. Gene Ontology annotation, molecular function: DNA binding; DNA-binding transcription factor activity, RNA polymerase II-specific; zinc ion binding. Gene Ontology annotation, biological process: DNA-templated transcription; regulation of DNA-templated transcription. Bases 1 to 2403 code for a protein of 800 amino acids. The transcript has 7 exons. Lineage: Eukaryota; Fungi; Ascomycota; Sordariomycetes; Hypocreales; Nectriaceae. The record is from RefSeq and is a predicted model, not a curated record.
AUGCACAGUUCUCAAGGAGGUGAGGAGUAUUCUGAAUAUCCUUCGCGUGCCUGUAUUCUCAGGGGAGAUUCUCUGAAGCGCCACGCCUUGAACCAUUCUGAUGCUUCCACAAGCUCAGAAGCGCCGGCUGACCCUCCUCCCCGUCGGGGGCGAUAUGCCGCUCGGGCUUGCAGUUCUUGCCGUCAUUCCAAGCAGAAGUGCGAUGGAAAGUUCCCGUGCCGCCGGUGCACAGCUAAGAAACAAGCAUGUGUUUAUCUACCCAACGAGAGGCAUCAGAACACUCUCAUUGGUGACACCUCCCCGCACACUGUUUCAGGCUCGGAGUCUGUAAACCAAGAGCAUCCAGUGGUGAAUGCCGAUGUGGAGCUCCUUUCAAGCAAUCAACAAAGUAUAGAGGCAAUUGAGUCGAGUUUUGAACCGACCCCCCCGCUACCUGAAUGGAACCCAGAGGCAUGGCUUACAAGCGACUCCGUAUUCCAGGACAUAUUGCAAGACAUCUCGUUCGUAAACGUGCCAUGGCCAUUUAAUAUCAGAGUCGGGGAAGUCGGAGCAUCCGAACGUUCUGAUAAGAAUGAUGCCUCUUGGGAUCACCUUCUCAUCCCGAACCUUUGUCCGACGGAUCCUAUUCCUCGAAUCGACUUGCCCCAGUUUCUUGAAAAUGCAGAGAGUGGUUUGCAUGAAGGAGUUUCGACAUCUUGCGGACCAGGUGCUUCUGACAAGCCUUCCAUUAACUGCCCAUCUACUCUUGAGCCUCAUUUGGCAUGGACAGCAGAGAACGACAUUUGCGACGCUGAGGACUUUGGGCAUGUGCCUCGUAUCUCGAUGGAUGUUUACAAAAUCAUCCGCACCAAAUUUGAGGAACUAAAUGGCGACAGUAGUACAAGCCAGCCAUUUACACAAACCGAGUUCCCAUCGUCAACUGCGUUGAACGCUUUUGUCCAGUCCUAUUUCGAAUAUUUUCAUCCUGGCUUCCCGAUGCUGCAUAAGCCCUCAUUCGAUCCAGGCUCCAACGAGUCAAGUUGGCUCCUAGUUCUCGCUGUUGCAACCACCGGCUGUCGGUUUUCUCUUGCUUCGUCGCCGCAAAUUCUAUUCUUACUACAAGAAUCACUUCGAAGGUCAAUUAUUCGAAUUCUUUAUGUGGAUUAUGAUGAAUGUGUGAUUCAUAACUUGCCCUUAGCUCAAGCUGCAAUCCUGAGCCAGGUAGGGAUGAUGUUUUCAAAACAUCAAAAGUUUUCCGAUUAUGCGGAGAGUACUGCAUGUCUUAUCGCCACCAUGUGUAGAAAGGCAAAUUCCCACUCAGACUUUGAGCCUCGCCACGGCGGUGACACGAGUUCAUCAGAGAAAGAAGCGACCGGGAAUAGCAGCCUCAACAAGAGCUGGAAAGCUUGGGUCGCGGAGGAAAGCACCAGCAGGAUGGUGUACUGUUGCCUCCUUCUGGACUUCCAAUUUAGCGCCCUUUUCGAUUUGCCCGCUCUCAUUGACAUUGAUUCUAUCCACUUACCAAUGCCAUGCUCCGAGAAUCUGUGGAAUGCCGACACCGAAGAGUUGUGGCAUAGUAAUAUGGCGCAAGAACCGAGAGAGAGUCUUAUGACAACUAUCCGACAAAGCCUGCAGUAUCUAUAUGACAAUAAGACAACCUCCCCUGGAUUAGGUCGAUUCGGUGCCCUGAUACUAACAUUUGCAAUCUAUCGCGACGAAAUAGAUUCAGAGGCAAAGUACAAUUAUCUAAGUAUGGUACGGCCUGAUGAGGCUCACCUGCAGUCCAACGGACCCCUUGACCAGCUGAUAUUCCAGCAUAACCAUACACUGAGCCUUUUUACAAAAUUACCCCCAAGGCAACUCUUUGCCUUCUCCGGUUGGCGUACGACAGUUGCCCAACAGAAGAAGGCCGAGAAACACAUUCGUGACUGGCUCUCCGAAGAUAUGGCAGGCAGUAGGCUCUGUCUUGUUCACGCUGCAAAGGUGUAUAGUUCCGUCCGCAGCACUCGGACGUAUGGACAUCACGAAGUCAUGGCCAUUCUGCUGUCAACAUUAGCCAUCUGGAGCAUAUCAUCAAUCCAUAGGGUAGUGAGCUCUUCCAGUUCCGACGAAUCUCUUCCUACUUACCACGCGGCCUGCGCUCAGGAUUCAUCAGAAGCACUGGCCAAAAAGAGGACGAUCCGACUUGACAAGACCCUCGACGGAUCACUUCUUGCAGCAUGGAUCUCUGGUCAGGUUGAUUUCAGGCCAUAUCUCGCAGGCAUUGGGACACUCGACGAUCAGGGGACAGUGAGAAGGCUCAUUCGUGACAGCCUUCGGCAAUUGAUGUAUUCGGUGACCUGGUGUCUCGGGCAGGCUGUCGCAGAGGUUCUGAAGACUCAUUAUCGAACCAAGACGGGUGAUCUAGGUAUCUCGCAGCUGUGA